This is a messenger RNA of Psammomys obesus (fat sand rat), 1287 nucleotides long. RefSeq names its product alpha-1-antitrypsin 1-6-like. Gene Ontology annotation, molecular function: serine-type endopeptidase inhibitor activity. Gene Ontology annotation, biological process: negative regulation of endopeptidase activity. The record is from RefSeq and is a predicted model, not a curated record. Lineage: Eukaryota; Metazoa; Chordata; Mammalia; Rodentia; Muridae.
AUGGCUGACUUUUCAGAAGCUGCAUCUCUGAACAGCCUGACACAGCUACUUGAGAUAAUGAAAUCCUUUUUCUCCCAUGGACUCCUCUUGCUAGCUGUCCUGUGCUGUCUCCUUCCCAGAAACAAGACUGACUAUCAGGAAGGACUUGACAAUAAUCCAGGCAUUGAUCCCUUCCAGUGCAGGAAGGUAGCUUUGACCAUCUGCAAUAUCUCCAUUUCUUUGUUCAAAGAGAUGGCCCAACAGUCAAAAGAUGGAAAUAUUUUAUUCUCCCCAACUAGAGUUGUUGCUGCUAUUUCAAUGUUUGCCCUGGGAGCCAAAGGUAACAAUAGCCAACAUAUCCUGGAAUGCCUAAGGUUCAACAAAACAGGCUUGACUGAGGAUGAGAUCCACAAGUGUUUCUGGUAUCUGCUCCAUUCAGUCGAGCUGCGUACAGCACAAGCCCAACUAAAAGGUGGUAGCAGCAUGUUCAUCAACAAGGGCCUGAACAAGGUAGACAAAUUUGUGAAAGGAGCCAAGGACCUAUACCACUCUGAAGUCAUCCCCAUCGACCUCACAGACAGCAGGGCGGCUGAGACACAAAUUAACAAUUAUAUGAUGAAGGAAACUAACAAGGAGAUUGUAGAUGCAGUCAAGAGUCUGGAGAAUGACACAUUCCUUGCCCUGGUGAACUACAUUGACCUUAAUGCCAAAAUUUUCAGCAACGUUAAGUGUCGGAUUGUCAAAAUGGAGUACUUCCAGCCAGGAAAUAAGAGGCCCAGCAAGGUACACCAUAGUGUGGAUGUGUAUGAUCUAUUCCAAGUCAAGGAUCGGUUUAGCAUGGCGUUUAUAUAUGGACACUCCUUAAUCGAAGCCACAAUCUAUUUCAUCUUACCUGAGAAAGGGAAGAUGCACGUGGCAGAAGAGAGACUGACCUAUCCACACUUCCGCCGGAUGACACAACAAUUGCACACCAGGAUGGUCAGUGCGCACAUCCCAGAACUGUCAGUGUCUGAGACCCAUAACCUGGAGUCAGUGUUGAACCUACUAGGAAUCACCUAUGUUUUCAGCAAUGAAGCCAACAGUUCAGUGGUCACAGAUGACACACCUCGUAAGUCCUUCAAGGUGAUAAGUAAGGCCAUGCUGACCCUUAAUGACAAGGGGAUAAAACCUGUUCUGAAUUGUUGCAAUCAAGAAGAGUGGGCUAGUAUUCCUGUUCUCCGGUUAAAGAGACCCUUCUUAAUCUUCAUUGAGAAUAGGACAAACAGCCUCCCCCUCUUUCUUGGCAGGGUGGUAAAUCACAGAAACUAA